This is a messenger RNA of Sitophilus oryzae (rice weevil), 3296 nucleotides long. RefSeq names its product probable serine/threonine-protein kinase nek3. Gene Ontology annotation, cellular component: extracellular region. The annotation marks the transcript as partial. The transcript is spliced from 9 exons. The record is from RefSeq and is a predicted model, not a curated record. Gene Ontology annotation, molecular function: chitin binding. NCBI's taxonomy places the organism in Eukaryota, Metazoa, Arthropoda, Insecta, Coleoptera, Curculionidae.
GGCCAUUCUCUUUUAUGCAGCUUAUUGUUUUAGACCAAUGCUAGUCUACGGUUUGAAAGCCGACGACAACCUAGAACAAAGCAGAAAAAUACAAAAUGCCAACAAUGACUACUUUCAAUACCUCCAAGGUAUUGAAGGUAAACCAAAAAGGGACUAUCCUGCUUAUUCCUACAUUCCUAGGACAUCUUUUAGCUGUAGAGGCAUCAAAUCUGGAUAUUAUGCUGAUCUAGAGACUGAAUGUCAGGUAUUUCACAUAUGCGAAGAUGGAAGAAAAAUCUCGUUCUUAUGUCCCAAUGGUACCAUAUUCCAACAAAAAGAGCUUAUAUGUGAAUGGUGGAACAAAGUAAAUUGUACCAACUCACCUAAUCUCUAUGAGGAAAGUGCUGAAAAGCUUCAGAAUGACAUUGCUAGAAGGAAAGCUUCAAGAAAAAAUGAUUCUUUAAAUGUUGAAUUUAACCAUGGAGCUGUUAUGAGAACUGAAGAACGUGUCUCAACCAGAAGCAGAUACAACCGACCAAGUCAAACGAAGAAUACCAACAGAAUACCUAACAAUAACGACAUAGAACAACACAUUGAACAAGCAGAAUCAAAUAACAGGCACCUAGCAAAACUUCUAAAUCCAAACAAACCAAAAGAUAUUGAACAAGAAACUGGGAAUUUUGGAACUAACAACAAUUAUGACACGGAACAGAAUAGACAGAUUAAGAAAAUAGAUGUUAAUUCAAAAAAUGAUUUUAGUUUUGGUGAAAAAAUUGAUAAUUCUGGUACAUCUUUCAGAGGAAGUACUAAGUACACAACGAAAAACAAAGAAGAAAGAGUUACGGAAGAAAGAAAUUCUUUUAGCACCCAAAGAACUAAGAUUUAUAACCAUAAUUAUUUUAGUACAAGUGAAGAUACAUCAGAAAAUGGAUCAAAUAAUAAUAAGCCUAAAACACAACAAAAUACAAACUUCGGAAAAAAUAAUUUCAAUUCAAAUGUAAAUUCUGGUGUACCAAAUAACGUAAAUCAUUAUUCUUCUACCAGAAGUCCUGCUGAUUCUUCAUAUUCAAGAAAUGUUGAAACUUCCAAUAACAACUAUCUUUCUCCUACUUCCACAGAGUCGUCAAACCCAAAUAUUGUCUCUACCUAUCAUACAGCAUCUUCAUCUACCUACAAACCCCAAUAUCAACAAAAUUAUGGUUCUUCUAAGGCUCCAAAUUACGAAGUUCCUCCUUCAACACAUCGAUCAGUAGUAUCUACACCCAGAAGUGUGAAUCAAGCUUCAUAUAAUUCUUUCCAAAAUCAAAUACCUGUAAAAAUAAUAAAUGACGAAACCGCACAAAGAAAAAAUUUUGAAACUGAAUCAAACAACAGUCAGGAACUUGAGACACAAGUCCCUGAAGAAUCUUCAUCUUUCGUUAAAAAUUCGUUUAACAGCAUCAGAGAUGGUACCUAUAAAACAUCUUCUGGUAUAUCCAAUCAUCGAAGUACAUACUCUGAUGUAAAAGACCUUAGUUUUCUUGAAGCACCUAAGGUUUCUGCAAUAUCCUCUAUUACGCCACAUCUAGUCACUACCCAGCCGAUUAACAGCGGUAAACCUUUCGUCGGUAGUAGAAUUGGGACAACUUUACUACCAAACCAACCUACAACUCAGUCAAAAUACACUUAUUUACCCAAAAACGACAACAAGGACUUGUUUAAUCUUGGCAGUACUGAUAAAACCCUUCCUCCCAUUUACACUACUACAGCAUUAACAAAUCCUAUUCCAACAGAACCCUUUAAUCUCGGAAACACCGAUAGCACCCUUUCAACGAAUGUACCUCUUAAUUAUCACACGACAACUUAUAAACCUUUGGAUUUACCAGUACCUGAACAAGGAUCUUUUAACACUGGACUACGUGAACCCGUGUAUGAACCACCUUUUAUCAAGAAAACGGUACCGCUUCUGUACCAAUCUAACUCAACUGAAGCACCAUCAAAUCAAGCUACGGUAUAUGGUACUUUCGUUUCCACCAACACGCCUUAUAGUCCUACAGUACCCACUGUAACACCAAGUAAUUCUUUUUAUCCUAGUACCAAUCAAGGAAUACCUAUAAGGUUUGAGAAAGGACAGGAUAAGGUAUCAGUGCAGUUGUCAAAGAAUGUUUUUGGUGAGAGACAGCCGAUUAAAACUAGUGGUGAUGAGUAUGUGAGAUUUAAUACUCAAGUGAGGGUUAGAGGAGAUGGUAGUAGUACUACUCCAGCUAGUAGUACUCAACAGAAUGGGUUCUUUAUUACUAGGGAUUAUAAUAGUGGUUUUAAUUCUCCUAUUCAGAGGGCAAAGGCGUUUCAGAAGAGUAAUGAUUUUAUCCAAGAUAUAAAUAAAAUUAAUCUAAACCAAAACCAGAAAACAAAACCUGUAUUUCCAUCGUAUGAAAUCUCAAGUCCAAGACCUUUUGGUACCCAACAAGGACCCACAGACCCUACUCCAUACAUCACAACUGGAUCACCACCAACUUCAAGAAACGUCUACGAUAACUUAGACAACAUGAUUGGAGUCCUUCAGGAAAUUGCUUCUUACAACACUGCCCAAAACAACGAAGUACCAUCCAGAAGUGGCUUGGUGAUUCCCCCAAGCGUUGGACCGCAAACUCUUCAUUCUCUCGCACAGUACUUUGCUAAUGAAGUUGGUGAAAACGAAGCUGAAUUGGAAGGGGAUGCCAAGGAGAGACUGACAGGAUUGUUGACAGCUAUGACAGUUCAUGGGUACAACAACUUAUUUAAUUCUGAAUCUACUUCUACAACUACAUCUCCAACAACAUCAAGUGCUUCUACUACAAUCCUAACAGAUUCAAGAAUUGGAAAUGAGAAUAGUCAAACAAAUACUGCACAAGUAACUGAGCCUACUAAUGUCAAUGAAAAUGACUUACUGUCAACCACCGCUUUGCCAGAGUUACGUCAAUUGGCACGUAAUUUCUCUUUGGCAUUGUCCAGUUAUUUGAACAAUCCAGAGAAUUUCAGAAAAACUUUGGAAAGCUUUAGGCCUACAGAACCACCCCCAUUAGAAGGUACAGAUAUACCAGAUACUAUAUCUAAUGCUGACGAAGAAAUACUCAAUUUCUCCGACCAGGACAUCAAACCAAGCACUUCAACUUUUGCACCCUCACCAACAUGGGGCUUCAUUGUCGCUUCCGGUGGUGACAAAUCCGUAUCGGAAGAAGUGAAGAACUCUCUGAAUCCUGAUCUGAACACUGCAGACUCUCAGUCUUUUGUACCUCGGUUCAAUGCUGUUAAUGUUGCCGAGAAACAACCACAGAGUCGUAGUAGUUUCACUGAUU